AUGGCUACCGUAAACAUAAGUCAACUGUCAGAACAGCUUUUAAAAUGCCCUGUGUGCCUGGAAACCUUUGAAACGCCGAAAAUUCUGCCAUGUUUGCAUUCGUUUUGCCAAAAAUGUCUCCAAAGGAUUCUUAAAGAAGGCGAGAACGCUAUUUUGUGUCCGACAUGCCGGAACGAAAUUCAGCUACCUCAAGGGGGUGUACAAGAACUUCCAACGAACUUUUUCAUCAAUAACAUGUUGGAUUUCAUAACAGUUCAAUCGUUUUCAUCGAAACCAAUCGAUUGUACGAAUUGUCAGGAUCAUUCACACGCCGUAGCACGGUGUGGAGAUUGCGUGGAAUUUUUGUGUGAGCAAUGCCUCGCCGCGCACAAACGGACCAAGCUUACCAAGGAACACGAAGUCAUGGCCCUGAAAGAUUUGCAAUCUUCCGAUGUGCAAGACAAAAUGCACAGACCACUGUAUUGUAGUCAGCAUGACAGGGAGAUCUUGAAAUAUUAUUGCGAAACGUGCGAUGAUCCCGUGUGCAGAGAGUGUUUGAUAAUGGAGCAUCGGGAACACGCGUAUGGAUACCUCAAGGAUGUUAAUAAUAAACAACGACAAGAG
This is a messenger RNA of Paramuricea clavata, 603 nucleotides long. NCBI's taxonomy places the organism in Eukaryota, Metazoa, Cnidaria, Anthozoa, Malacalcyonacea, Plexauridae. The record is from the annotation of a GenBank genome assembly.